Messenger RNA from Micromonas commoda, 669 nucleotides. RefSeq lists its product with no specific name. NCBI's taxonomy places the organism in Eukaryota, Viridiplantae, Chlorophyta, Mamiellophyceae, Mamiellales, Mamiellaceae. The transcript is spliced from 2 exons. The coding region runs from base 1 to 669 and encodes 222 amino acids. The record is from RefSeq and is a predicted model, not a curated record.
AUGAAGCCGGACGAGGCCGCGCUGUGCGACCUGCUCGAGGUGACCAGGCGGGUCAUGCUGCCCGCGAAGGACAACGGCACGUUCUGGUGCGAGGGGGUGAACCCGCUGCGGAUGUGCGAGUGGGCGCUGUCGGAGCUCGCCGAGGUGGAGGAUGAGAUCAAGGCUGCGCAAUCGUCGGUUCGAAAGCGUCGGUCCGGCGACGACACAGCUGGCGACGACCUUUCCUUCGCCGAGGCGACGCGACGGGUCCAGGACGAGGUCGGCGACCUCAUCUUCGACGUCAUCAUGCUCGCGUGCGUGUGCGAGCGGGACUUCGGCGGUGUGGGCGGACGGUUUAGUUCGGGGUUCACGCUCGCGGGCGCCGCGGCGAACGCGUCGGCCAAGGUCAAGCGACGGUGCCCGUACACCUUCGGCCCACGGGCGCGUUUGGGGCCGUGUCCGGACAAGGCGACGGAGGAGGCGGCGUGGGCGGACGUAAAGGCGAUGGAGAAGGCGUCGAGGGCGCCCGGGGGCGGUCCGAUGCCGCCGGCGCCGCCCACGUAUAACUCGGCUUGGGAUCGAUGGUGUUUCAAAAGCGGACGUCUCUUCGACGGACAGGCUGUCUUGCCCGUCGCCGUCGCGGCGGCGUUCGCGACGGGCUGCGUCUUCGGCGCGCGAUCGUGGCGAUGA